Messenger RNA from Phoenix dactylifera (date palm), 876 nucleotides. Its product is annotated as small ribosomal subunit protein uS10c. Gene Ontology annotation, cellular component: ribosome. Lineage: Eukaryota; Viridiplantae; Streptophyta; Magnoliopsida; Arecales; Arecaceae. Gene Ontology annotation, molecular function: structural constituent of ribosome; RNA binding. Gene Ontology annotation, biological process: translation. The record is from RefSeq and is a predicted model, not a curated record.
CGCUGUAAAAACCUUUCGGUGACGCUACAACUCGAUAGCGUUACCGCUGAGCGAAACGAAGGCCGAGAGCUCGCUGCUAAUCGCCACUCCCCAUGGCGGCCUCGUCUUUAUCCUCUGUGACGUUUUCCCUCCUCCCUCUCUGCAACCUCUCCGCCUCGCCCAAAUCCAAACCCUCACUCUCCUUCUCGCUCCAAUCUCCGAAGCCUUUGGCCUCCAUCCGCUCCCGCGCGUCUCCCUCCGUGGUCUCCGCGGCACCGGAGGCCCUAGAAUCGCCCCCCGGAACCCCAGAUGGAUCGGAGAUCCCCACGGGAUUCGAGGUCGAGGAGAAAUCCGAGGGUUCUGGGCCUUCGCCUCUCGCUGUUGGAAAUGAUGCCGAGAAGAUGGCACCAAAACAGAAAAUAAGAAUCAAGCUACGGUCCUAUUGGGUACGCCUGAUUGAGGACUCAUGCAAGCAGAUCCUGGAAGCUGCUCAAACCACCAAUGCCAAGACUAUGGGUCCUGUCCCUCUACCCACCAAGCGACGCGUCUAUUGUGUUCUCAAGUCGCCGCAUGUGCAUAAGGAUGCACGGUUCCAUUUCGAGAUCCGGACCCACCAGCGGCUGAUUGAUAUCUUGUAUCCUACUGCCCAAACAAUAGACUCACUGAUGCAGCUUGACCUUCCAGCAGGUGUCGAUGUGGAGGUCAAGCUUUGAUAUCAGUUGAAUUUGUAUUAUACAUUUGCCUUCUUUUUCUUGUAUGCUUUCAGUAAUGAUUUUAAUUUGAAUUGUAUGUAAAAUCUACAAGGAGAAUGUGAAAAAAUUUUCAUACUUGGGGGACUAUCACUCUAUUCUCACUAAAGAUGACAAGUUACAAUGCAAAGCAUAGCAUUUACUUGGA